UAUCAUAAACCUCUUCAACUUCUCUUCUCUUCUAAUCUCUUCUCUUCUGGUACUUAAGUAUUUUUCUUUUUCCAUCUCGUGCAUAUAAUGUAGGUUCUAAUUAAACCUCUGCUUCCAUAAUAUCCCCUCUCCCAUAUUCCUCUUCCCUAGUUGUUUUUUUUUCUUUUUUUUUUGUAAUAGUCAAGAUUCUACUAGACACUGCUCAUGAUUCAUUUUUGUUAACGCAUAUGUAUGUUUUACUUUUAUUCUUGAUGUUCGGGAUCCAUGUCUCCGAUAAUUAGUGAAGUCCUCCUUUCUGGUUUUACCAUAAACUCGAUUCUUCGUCGUGGUACCCAUUUAGUUCAAUCUUUCUCUGUAUGCUUCCUUUAUUGGUUCUACGUGUUCUCAUGAAAAAAGAACCUACCUUCAUUCCGAUUUGCAUCGCAUAGGACCAUUAUUAGAACAUCAUUGGUAACUUUUUUUUGGUCACAACAUCAUCUUUUCCACUAUUUGAAAAUUAGUAGUCCAACUAAUUCAGAUUCACAUCUCAUAGGAUCCACUAAAUAUGAUUUAACCAUUUGGUAUUCGAAAUCAAAUAGACCGACUAAUCCAAAUUUGCAAUGUAUAGGGUCCAUUAAAAGUGUUUUGACCAUUUGUCGUCCUGAAACCCACAGGCCCGACCACUCUAGAUUCUCGUUGUAUGUGACUUAUUAAAAAUGAUUUAACCGUCCACAAUCCAGAACUCACAAGCUGGACUAAUCUAGAUUCACAUCACAUCAAACCAAGUAAAAGCUAUUCAACCAUACAAUAUCCAAAAAUCAGUCCAUUUACUUGACUAAUUCAGAUUAGCGCCACAUAUAGUCCAAUAAAAGGGUUUCCCUAUUCUAUAGAAUUAUGGCUUCUUUUAGUGGAACAACUUCAGGAUCAAGCCAAGAAGAUCUCCAACAACUAAUGGACCAAAGGAAACGCAAAAGAUUUAUAUCAAAUAGGGAAUCAGCAAGAAGAUCAAGAAUGAGGAAGCAAAAACAUUCUGAUGAUUUAACAGCUCAAGUAAAUCAACUUAAGGAACAAAAAAAUCAAAUUGCAACAAAUAUUAACAUGCUCACAUAUCUUUUCUUGAAUGUGAAAGCGGAAAAUUCAAUUCUCAGAGCUCAAUUGGUUGAGUUAAGCCACAGGCUGCAGUCCCUUAAUGAGAUGAUAAGUUGCCCACACUCUCCAUACCUCGAAAAAUGUACUACUUUUGAAGGACCUGAAACGUACCCUGCAACCGUUAUACAGGGUCCGAGCAACAUAGCUUUUAAUUAUCAUCAUGACCUAGAUGAUUUCUUGAACCUUUGGAAUUUGCUCAAUGUGAAUCAACCUAUUAUGGCUUCUUCCGAUUCCUUCAUCUACUGAUCGUGAGUGAUAUGAAUUAAUAAUCAUUUGGUCCUUGUAACAUAAAAAAAAUGUAAAAAAAUAAAUAAAUGGUUGAUAAAUGGGCUACUACUAGCACGCAUGUCUCUCGUGUAAUUUUUAAGAGAUAAUGCAAGUUAAACUAUUGUAUGUGUUUUUUUAGUUUAAUGUCUAUUUGCAUUAUUGUUGAGAUGUACCAUAUUGUCAAUAUACCUUUUUCUUGGGUUUCUAGUCA
Messenger RNA from Capsicum annuum, 1606 nucleotides. RefSeq names its product bZIP transcription factor 11. The record is from RefSeq and is a predicted model, not a curated record. Gene Ontology annotation, biological process: positive regulation of DNA-templated transcription. NCBI's taxonomy places the organism in Eukaryota, Viridiplantae, Streptophyta, Magnoliopsida, Solanales, Solanaceae. Gene Ontology annotation, molecular function: transcription cis-regulatory region binding; DNA-binding transcription factor activity. The transcript has a single exon. Gene Ontology annotation, cellular component: nucleus. The coding region runs from base 874 to 1374 and encodes 166 amino acids.